Molecule: messenger RNA, 1104 nt
Organism: Cladophialophora immunda
Lineage: Eukaryota; Fungi; Ascomycota; Eurotiomycetes; Chaetothyriales; Herpotrichiellaceae
Exons: 1
Coding region: 1-1104 (367 amino acids)
Source: RefSeq, a predicted model, not a curated record
AUGAGACGGACCACGCGCAGUCUGAUAGUCAACGCCCUCUUGUUCUGGACAGUCCUGUUCCUCAUCAUCUACGCCAACCAUGAUUGGGGAUCGACUACCAAGACCUUCGCGUGGGCUAGAAUCCACUACAAGACCUCCACCACCGCCCUCCCUGAACCUCGCGGCAGCUGUCCCGGCUUGGAAGACAACUCAAAGCCCACACUAGUAGUGGCAAGAGUUGGCGCCGAAGACCGUUCAUGGCUUGACGCCCUGGCAGCCUCUUACCACCUGUGCGUGUACAGGACUGACCUCCAGGACGUGACCUCAUGGCAUCUCCAAGUGCCCGCGAACCGGGGCCAUGAAGCCAUGGCCUACCUCACCUUCCUGAUCGACAACUACGACCGCCUCCCUGCGGCUGGCGCCGUCUUUGUUCACGGCUCUCGCUGGGCAUGGCACAAUGACGCUCCUGAUUACGACAAUGCAGCUCUCCUGGCCGCCUUGAACGUGUCGGCCGCCCUCGCCCCGUUCGGAUACCACAACCUACGUUGCGACUGGAGCGCCAGCACAUGUUCACCUGCCGAGGCCCCUGCGCAGGGCAGCCUGGAAACGCUGGCGCGCUCUGUGCUCGAGCCGUGGAACUUACGCUUGGUCUCGGACAGGGCACUCCCGCGUGCGAUCGUGGAUCUAUUCGGCAGCGAUGGGGCAGAUGGGGGGAAGGGCUCUGCGGGAUUGUUGCUGGGUCGUACAGACGCCAUCCGGUCGCAGUGCUGCGCGCAAUUUGUCGUUUCCCGAGAGCGUAUGCGGCAACAUUCCCGCGAUGAAUAUGUUGCUCUCCGCCAGUGGCUGCUGGACCAAGGCGAGAGGGCGGCACCACCUGACGACCGCAUCGCUGGCCGCAUCUUGUCAUACAUAUGGCACAUCCUAUUUAUGCCGCGGGGCGAAUCUUCUCACAUCGAUCUAAACCGGCUCAAUUCCUUGGCAUGCCCGCCCGCCGACGAAUGCUACUGCCGCUUGUACGGCCGCUGUAAUCUCAACGGCUGCUCAAGCCCUGGUCAUUGUCGUGGGCAAUACGUCUUGCCGCCGGACUUUCGACUUCCGGAUGAUUGGGCGGUGAGACAUUCGUAA